AAUCAAUGCAAUAAUCUCCCUCCUCCCAUCUCCCAACUCUUUCUCCUCCAAGAACCUCAGCAAUGGUAAAAAAUUAGCUUUCAUUUACAAAAACAUCUCUAAUCAAAAGCUUAGAGUUAAUCCAUUUCAUUAAUUUUUACUUUUCCUUUUGACUUUGUUCUUUCUCCCCCUCAUUAGUCCACUCCAAAUCUUCAUUAUUCCCUUUUUAAAUUCUUCAAACCUCAUUCUUCUCCCUCCUCUCCCCAAUUAGUCCACACACCACCCUUUUCUUAAUCAAUCAUCAAUCUUUCUUCUUUACAAAUCAAAAACAAACAAACUCCACAAAAGUAAACCUGAACAAUAACCAUCCAAGAAACCAUAAGAUUCUUAUUCUUAUAAAUAAAGUGCUAUAAUUUCCAUACCCCCUUUUCUUUUUCCUAUCCCCAGUUACAUUAUCAAGAAUCAAUCCUUCAUUGGGGGACCGAAAAAAAAAGAAAAAAGAAAAAAAAUAUCUCAAACCCUAAUCUUGAAUUUUUAUCAAGAAACAUCACAGGAAAAGAUUUGUUGAUUUUCUUGAUCUUGGCAUUGUUCAAAUUUUCAAGAUUUGCUUAGAAUAAUGUCUCAAAUGAAGCACAUUAUUGAUAAUACACCAUCAACUCCAGGAAAAUUCAAGAUUGAUAAAUCCCCUUAUAAUAGGCUUAUUAGGCUACAAUUUUCUUUAGCCAAGCUUAUUUUUUGGUCACUUGUUUUUGUUGGGUUAAUCUUUGUAUUCUUUUACAGAUCACCAUCUAGUUCCAAUCAUGUUUCUCAAGAUCUAUCACGUAGAUCUCUUAGUUCCAGCUCAUAUGGUGGUCCAGCAUGGGAAAAAAAGAUCAAGAACUCGGCAAAAAUCAGGUCACAUAAUGGUAUUUGUGUUUUGGUUACUGGGGCUGCUGGUUUUGUAGGAACACAUGUAUCAGCUGCCUUGAAACGCCGUGGAGACGGCGUUUUAGGUUUGGAUAAUUUCAAUGAUUAUUAUGAUCCCUCGCUCAAAAGAGCGAGGCAAGAGCUAUUAGAGCGCUCUGGUGUCCACAUUGUCGAGAGCGACAUCAAUGAUGUCGCUCUGUUAAAGAAACUUUUUGAAAUUGUUCAAUUUACUCAUGUUAUGCAUUUGGCUGCACAAGCCGGUGUUAGAUAUGCUAUGGAAAAUCCUAGCUCGUACGUGCAUAGUAAUAUUGCUGGUCUCGUUAAUGUGCUUGAGGUUUGCAAAGGUGUGAAUCCUCAACCCGCUAUUGUGUGGGCGAGUUCGAGUUCUGUAUAUGGUUUGAAUACUAAGGUACCUUUUUCGGAGAGGGAUAGGACUGACCAGCCUGCUAGUUUAUAUGCUGCUACUAAAAAGGCUGGUGAGGAAAUUGCUCAUACUUAUAAUCAUAUAUACGGGCUUUCGAUAACGGGGUUGAGAUUUUUCACGGUUUAUGGACCGUGGGGUCGGCCAGACAUGGCUUACUUCUUUUUCACAAGGGAUAUAUUGAAGGGAAAGUCAAUUCCGAUAUUUGAGGCAGCUAAUCAUGGCACGGUCGCAAGGGAUUUUACCUACAUAGAUGACAUAGUUAAGGGCUGUUUGGGUGCAUUGGAUACAGCUAAGAAGAGCACGGGUAGUGGUGGGAAGAAAAAAGGUCCGGCUCAAUUGAGGGUGUUCAAUUUGGGCAACACUUCCCCUGUCCCGGUAUCUAAUCUUGUUAGCAUUUUGGAGAAGUUGUUAAAGGUAAAGGCUAAGAGAUUGGUUAUGAAGUUGCCAAGGAAUGGAGAUGUGCAGUUUACUCAUGCAAAUAUAAGCUCGGCUCAGAAGGAGCUCGGAUAUAAGCCUGCCACAGAUCUACAGACAGGAUUGAAGAAAUUUGUUCGGUGGUACUUAAGCUACUAUGGUAAUGGAAAGAAAAGCGUGCAGUGAUACUUUUUGAUUCAAUGAAGUUGGUAGGACUAUUAAUUCUUUUCACUUUGAUUCUUAUGAUUAUUUUAAUGUAUCUCCGUUUGUUGCCCCUUUGUUUCUUUUUUUUUAAUCUUUAUCGUAAUGAUACAAUAUAAGGGGCACAUCCGAUCCCACGACGAAGAAUUUGUGGUGGAUGGACGGUGUUUGCUGGGCAAGUUGAUAUGUAUCAGAUGCAAACGGAAACCAUCUUUUUUAUUUCUUUUUCCACUUUUUAAGUGUAAUUGUUGUAGUUUUAUAAUUGUAGAAUUCAUGACAGAUAGAGCUGCUGCUGAUUGAUGGACAGUGAUCAUGUAUCAUCUUUGUCAGAUUCUAAUAAAAGUAGCACGAGAUAGUUCCAUAUAUGGGUUCACUCUGUAUAUCUUUUUAAAUUGAAUAUUUCUUUAUCAAGA
Lycium ferocissimum is the source of this 2337-nucleotide messenger RNA. Its product is annotated as UDP-glucuronate 4-epimerase 3. Lineage: Eukaryota; Viridiplantae; Streptophyta; Magnoliopsida; Solanales; Solanaceae. The record is from RefSeq and is a predicted model, not a curated record. The coding region runs from base 596 to 1909 and encodes 437 amino acids. The transcript has a single exon.